Echinostoma caproni is the source of this 912-nucleotide messenger RNA. NCBI's taxonomy places the organism in Eukaryota, Metazoa, Platyhelminthes, Trematoda, Plagiorchiida, Echinostomatidae. The record is from the annotation of a GenBank genome assembly.
AUGGCACCUCGAUGUGGCCUCCUAUCAUUUGGCAAUUGGCUUCGAAUAGGAUGUAACGGUGAUGAUGAUGGUGGUUCGGAUGUUGAUGACAGUGAUGAUGGUGAUGAUUCGGAUGACGAUGAUGAUGUUGAUGAUGAUGAUGAUGACGAUGAUGACGAUGACGAUCAUGAUGAUGAUGAUGUUGAUAAGGAUGAUGAUGGUGAUGAUGAUGUUGGUGCGGAUGAUGAUGACAACAGUGAUGGUGAUGAUUCGGAUGAUGAUGAUUCUGAUGAUGAAGAUGAUGAUUCUUAUGAUGUUGACGAUUCUGUUGAAGAUGACGAAUCGGAUGAUGAUGAUGAUCAUUCGGACGAUUAUUGUGACGAUGCUGAUGACGACGAUGAUGACGAUGAUGAUACGGAUGAUGAGGAUCCUGACGAUGAUGAUGAAGAUGUUGAUGAUGAUGAUGAUGAUGAUGAUGAUGAUGGUGCUGCUGCUGAUGAUGAGUCUGAUGAUGAUGAUGAUGACGAUGAUGAAGAUGAAGAUGAUGAUGAUGGUGUUGAUGAUNUUAUUGAUCCUGACGAUGAUGAUGAAGAUGUUGAUGAUGAUGAUGAUGAUGAUGAUGAUGAUGAUGAUGAUGAUUAUGAUUAUUAUUAUGAUGAUGAUGAUGACGUAGAUGAGGAUUCGGAUGUUUAUGAUGAUGAUGUUAAUGAUGAUAAGCAUGAUGACGGUCAUGAUGAUGGGUGUUCGGAUGAUGAUGAUCAUAUUGAUGGUGAUGAUUCGGAUGACGAUGAUGAUGUUCAUGAAGAUGACGAAGAUUCCGAUGAUGACGAUGAGGAAGAUGAUGAUGUUGAUGAUGAUGAUGAUGGAGUUGAUGUCGAUUGUUAUGGGAACGAUAACAGAUAUAACGUAGGACGAAAUUUGAAUUGCGCUUAA